This is a messenger RNA of Podospora bellae-mahoneyi, 806 nucleotides long. RefSeq lists its product as uncharacterized. NCBI's taxonomy places the organism in Eukaryota, Fungi, Ascomycota, Sordariomycetes, Sordariales, Podosporaceae. The coding region runs from base 1 to 711 and encodes 236 amino acids. The transcript has 2 exons. The record is from RefSeq and is a predicted model, not a curated record. Gene Ontology annotation, molecular function: phosphatidylcholine lysophospholipase A1 activity.
AUGAAACCUUCUACAAUCACCGCCCUGCUCCUUCCGUGUGUUCUGUCCCUUUCCCUGCCAAGGCAAUCCCAUAAAACAGUCAGAUGGAUGCCCCUAGGCGACUCGAUAACCGACUAUGGCUGCUGGCGAGCCUGGAUCUACCUCCGCCUCCAAAAUGACCCCGACCUCUACGACUCCGUCGACCUCGUCGGUGGUGAGCGCGCAGGCGAGAUCUGCGACGACUCCGAAUUCGACCGUGAUCACGAAGGACACCCCGGCUUCCCUGCCAUCCAAAUGGCCAACGAGGGUCGAGUGUCCGAGUGGUUGGCCAUGAACCCUGCCGAUGUGGUGACUAUGCACUUGGGCACAGUGGAUAUCGUGCGAGGAAAGCCGAGGACGGAGGAGUUGCUACGGGCGUAUAGCACGCUUGUGGGGCAGAUGAGGGGCCGGAAUCCAAAUAUGAGAAUUAUCGUGGCGCAGAUUAUCCCGCUUGGGUUGAGCGCGGAAAAGAACGAGCAGGUCAAAGAGCUGAACAAAGCGAUUCCUGCUUGGGCGGCCAGCCAAAACACCACGUCGAGUCCGAUCUGGGUCGUUGACUUGUUCACUGGUUUCGAUGCCGAGGUGGAUUUGUAUGAUGGUAUACAUGCCAGCUCGUCCGGGAUUCAAAAGAUCGCUGAUGGGUUCUAUCCGGCACUAUUGACUGCGAUUAGAUAUGUCCAGGGGGGGGGCUAAAUUCAGUGUCUUGUAACAGGGCGGCGAUGUAUUGAUUGGGGGAAAAGGAGGAAGCCAAGUGUCAUUAAAUAUCCUAUAUCCAAAAUCCGCAUCGC